Salarias fasciatus (jewelled blenny) is the source of this 1495-nucleotide messenger RNA. Its product is annotated as zinc finger protein 287-like. The coding region runs from base 16 to 1410 and encodes 464 amino acids. The record is from RefSeq and is a predicted model, not a curated record. Gene Ontology annotation, molecular function: RNA polymerase II cis-regulatory region sequence-specific DNA binding; DNA-binding transcription repressor activity, RNA polymerase II-specific. Gene Ontology annotation, cellular component: nucleoplasm. The transcript has 3 exons. Lineage: Eukaryota; Metazoa; Chordata; Actinopteri; Blenniiformes; Blenniidae. Gene Ontology annotation, biological process: regulation of transcription by RNA polymerase II.
UCUCCUGCAGCAACAAUGAGUUCAGUUCAGGCUUUGAGAGAGUUUAUCAAGCAGCGACUAACUGCUGCUGCUGGAGAAAUAUUCACCGUGUUUCAACAAACUAUCGUCCAGUUCGAGGAGGAGAUUUAUCGACAGAGAAAACUUCUGGAAAUCAACUGGAAAUCUCAAAUCAACUUCCACAGAACAGAGAGUCCACAGCAACACAAUGGUAACCAGCAGACGAGCUCCAACCACUCUGUGAGAGACUUGACCACCCAGAGACUCACUGCUGCUGCUGAGGAAAUAUUCACCCUGUUUCAACCAACUGUGGUUCAGUACGAGGAGGAGAUUGGUCGUCAACGCAGAAUGCUGGAAAUCAACUGGAAUCCUCAAAUCAAGUUACACAGAGCAGAGCUCCAACAGGACCAUGACUGCAGAGAGGAGCAGCUCUUUAAACAGGAAACAAACUACAGUCUAGGACAGGAUGAACCAGAACCUCUACAGAUAAAAGAUGAACCAGAAUCUCCGCACAUCAAAGAAGAACCAGAACCUGAACAGAUUAAAGAAGAAAAAGAAGAACCAGGACUUGGUCAGUUUAAGGAGGAGCAGGAGGAACCAGAAUCUUCACAGAUUGAGGAAGGCGAGGAACUCAGUACCAGCCAGAAGGGAGAACGAUUUAUUCUGAAGUUUGAAAGUGAAACCUUUCAGGUUCCUUCUGUUGAGGAUCAAAGUGACCUGAGUGAAGCAGAAGUACCAGAGACUGAGCAGUUCCUCUCUCAGGACUCUGAAGUCCACCAUGUGAAAAGACACAUUGACUCAGAAUCAACUGGAAAUGCAAAGCUGAAAAAACUCAACAUGUUUCAUAGAAACAGUGUGAACAACUUUCAUGUUUCAGAGAAGCAGGCUGAAUGUGAAAAGCUUCUUUUUGAAGAAAUGUGUGAUAAAACUGACAAUAAAAAACAUCAAUUAUGUCAGAAGGUCAGAAUGGUCACUGAUGAGAAGAUACUUUGUGAAACAUGUGGCAAAAGUUUCAGUCAACCGAGUCAUUUGUUGGUCCACAUGAGAAGUCACACAGGUGAGAAGCCUCAUUCUUGUGAAACAUGUGGCAGAACUUUCAGUCAACCGAGUCAUUUGUUGGUUCACAAGAGAAUUGACACUGGUGAAAAGCCUCAUUCUUGUGAAACAUGUGGCAAAAGUUUCAGUCGGCAGAGUCAUUUGUUGUUUCACAAGAGAAUUCACACUGGUGAGAAGCCUCAUUCUUGUGAGACAUGUGACAAAUGUUUCCGUCGACAGAGUGAUUUGUUGCGACACUUGAGAACUCACACAGGUGAGAGGCCGUAUUCUUGUGAAAAAUGUGACAAAAGUUUCAGUCGACAGAGUCAUUUGAUGCGACACAUGAAAAGUCAGAAACAUAGCCAUUUCUUCCUAUAGGCCAACUAGGCGAAUGCCUAGGGCCCCCAGGCUACCAGGGAGCCCCAAAGCUGCAUGUUCAACCUCUUCAGAGGAUAAUUGAAAU